Molecule: messenger RNA, 348 nt
Organism: Solanum lycopersicum (tomato)
Lineage: Eukaryota; Viridiplantae; Streptophyta; Magnoliopsida; Solanales; Solanaceae
Source: RefSeq, a predicted model, not a curated record
AUGUGGGUUAUGAUGAAACUGAAGCUGGAUUGGAAUGAAGCCAUGGAUCGGAGACUUAAUGGGUUAAAUGAGCUUGAUGAGUUUCUCCUAAAAGUGUAUGAAAGUUUAGCCAUACGCAAAGAGAAGAUGAAGAAGUACCAUGACCAAAAGAUCAAAAAGAUAGAAUUUGCAAUUGGGGACUUGGUACUUCUAUUUAACUCGAGGCUACGCUUGUUUGCAAGAAAGCCCAAAUCAAAGUGGAUGGGACCAUUCUUUAUCACUAAAGUAUUUCCACAUGGAGUGGUUGAGUUGGAGAAUAAAGAGAGUGUAAAGUUCAUGGUCAACGAACAAAGGAUCAAGAUCACCUAG